Caenorhabditis auriculariae is the source of this 2807-nucleotide messenger RNA. NCBI's taxonomy places the organism in Eukaryota, Metazoa, Nematoda, Chromadorea, Rhabditida, Rhabditidae. The record is from the annotation of a GenBank genome assembly.
AUGUACAAAAUGGUAUGGAAAAAAUGCUUGAAAAAAAAAGUGUAGUGGUCACUUGAGAGGUUCCACAAGGCUUUUUUGGAGAGGACACUAAAGUGGCCACUUCUGGCAAAAUUUUUAGUGGCCACUUAAGUAGUUUUUCAUCCAGUAAUCCUUCCAGUAACUCUGAUAAUUUUAAAACAAACAGAUUGGACAAGUUAUGUUGAUUUAUUGACCCCUAAAGCGGCCACUAAACCUUCAAAACCCUAAAGUGGCCUCUAAGAUUUCCGCAGUAGGCCUGGAAAAAAUCAAUAGGUCUGAAUAGCUUUUUCAGAUCCUAAUAUUCAAAAACUCCUUCAUUUUUUUCAAUCUCUUUCAACUUCACGUCAAAGCGUUUCACAUGACUUAUAAGCUAGAAUUACAGUAAGGGGGAAAAUUUUCAAGGCUUUUCCUGAAAAAAUCCUUCCCAAAAAACCUUUCUGAAGACUUCCACUAUGAUUAUGUUCCCUCAAAAAAUUAAUUUUCACUUCCUUUCCCCUGAAAACUUCCAGAAAUGGGACGAAACCCUCGAAAAAAGCGCUCAAGCCUUCGCGGAUACGUGUCCAACUGGUCAUUCUGAGACAAAAGGAGUCGGGGAAAAUAUGUACUGGGCUCACAUUACCGAGAAACCGGAAGAUCUUAACUCAUAUGUGAGUUUCGCUCGAAAAAGUGCCGUUUCUCUGGGUUCUCUCGUAAUAGCAUACUGUCUCUGACCUCACUGGCGAGAGAAAAGAGAGCGCAGACAGGUCAGACAGUUUCAAGUCGUAUGUUUCCUUGAAGGGAGUGAAUACGACAGCCGUAAGGAAAAGUUUUCAUUUCUCUGCGCUCUCUCAUUGUUACGCGCUAUUUCUAUGUCUCUAUUACCUCGUUGACGAGGGAGAAGAGAGCGCAGACAGGUCAGACAGUUUCAAUUCGUAUGUUUCCUUGAAGGGAGUGAAUGCGGCAGCCGUAAUAAAAAUUAUGAUUUUCUCUAAGCUCUCUCGUGUCUACAUACUAUUUUCUCGUUUCCAUGACCUUUGAGAUGAGAGAAAAGAGAGCGCAGAGAGGUCAGAGACUUCAAAAAUUCUGUUUUUCGUAAAGCUAAUGGAUGCGGCAGCCAGAGGUUUUGAUAAUCUGUUUUCUUUGUGCUCUCUCAUGUUCACGCACUAUUUUUAUGUGUAUGACUCUAUGACCUCGGCGGCGAGAGACAAGAGAGCACAGACAGGUCAUACAGUUCCAAGUCGUGAGGAAUGAUUCGUUUUCUCUGCGCCCUCUCACCGUUAACGACUCUCUAACGUUCAAAAUCCUUAUGACAAGAGAAAAGAGAGGGCAGACAGGCCAGAAACUUCUUCUUUAAAGGGAAUCAACGCCACGACCGCCUGGCAGGACGAAUUCCAGAAAUUCGGCUGGCCAUCGGAUGAAACGACCGUCGACCUGUUCAGCACCGGAAUAGGUCAUGCGACUGCGGUGGGGAAUUCUGAAUCGUUUUCAGAAGACGUCAGGGGGUUCAGAUGGCGUGGGCCGCUACGGAAAACGUCGGAUGUGGAGUGAAACUGUGUCCAGCCGCUUCAGCUACUCAAUUCAAUACAGUUGUGGUCGUUUGCCAGUACUUUGAGCCGUUAGUUUUAUUUUGUGGUUAGAGUUAUAGUCAAACUUGAUAAUCAGUGGGCAAAGCCUUAUAAGACUUUGAACCUUUUCAAAUGAGAAAAAAAUUUAGGGACCAAAAAUAAUUUUCCUUGAGAAUUCCAAUGAAUAAGUGUCGCCGGACAACUAUUCCAUACUUCGUAAGGAUUUCCAAAAAUUCCUAGAAAAAAAAAGCCCAAAAAAAAUCCUGAGAAUCUCAAGUUCGCCAUGGAGCGCAAAUGAUACAAGCUUUGGUUAAUAAUCGCCAUAGAGCGCAAAAGAUAAAUUUUUUUGGCUGGUUUUUUCGGCUGUUAUUUUCGACAGUUCUAAAGAUAAAUUCCAAGAAUUUCGUCACUUUUAAAAUUGUAAACCUUCUUUUCACUUGUAUGUAGAACAUAAAAGGUUAAAAAUCAUUAUUUUUUUCACAAAAAAAACCCGAAAAAAUCAGUUUCUCCAUAGAGCGCAAAAGCUUCAAGGCUAUUUUUUCUCACUUUUCUAUGACCUUCUUUUUGCUAUUAUGAAGACUGAAAACGUUAAAAAGGUCCAAAAUCACCUUUAGACUCCCGAAAAUUCAAAAAAUCAGAUUCUCCAUAGAGCGCAAAAGCUACAUGGCUAUUUUUUCUCACUUUUUUGAUGGCUAUUUUUUUAAUCUACAUUUAUUUUAGCGGAAGCAAAAUUAAGGGGUUUUAACAAUUUUUGAGAUUUUUAAAUUCCUUUUCUCUUUUAUGAAGGCUGAAAAACGUGAAAAAGGUCAAAAAACACCAUUAUCUUCAUAAAAAAAAAAAAUCAAAAAAUCAGUUUCUCCAUAGAGCGCAAAAACUACACGGCUAUUUUUUUCUCAUUUCUCUAUGACCUUCUUUUUUUACUUUUUAUAAAGAAUGGAGAACGUGAAAAAAAGGUCGAAAAUCACUUUUAGCCUACCGAAAAUUUAAAAAAAUCAGUUUUUUUCCAUAGAGCGCAAAAAGCUACACGGCUAUUUUUUUCUCACUUUUUUUGAUGGUUAUUUUUUUAAUAAAAAAAUCAAAAAAAUCAGUUUCUCCAUAGAGCGCGAAAGCUACACGGCUAUUUUUUUCUCAUCUAUUUUUUUCAGCGGAAACAUGGUCGGCAACCAAAUCUACGAAGAAGGACCAACAUGUUCAAAAUGUCCAGCUAAAAUCGCCUGUGAAGCUUUGACAGGCCUUUGUGCUUAA